ACUUAAAAAGUUUUGUUUCAGCCAGGAGAUGCAAAUUCAAGAUAGAAUCCCCAGGCUGCUGUAGUCUUGACUGCACUUGAGCGCUGUCUUCCAUCGAGUUUCAGGUCCUCAAAGCCCAGCCCCACCCCCAAAUACGUUCCUGAAUUGCUUCCCACCUCGGAAGAGCUGAGUAGACACUGUUGCCCCAGGACCUCUGUCCCGCAGCUUUCUCUGGGAAUUGGGCAAGAAAGGCCAGUCCCUGGGGCAGAAUUCAAGGGGGAGAUCAGGGUCUGAGAAGUAAUCUUCCAAGAGGGUCCGGAAGCCGGGGGGCUCCCCCGAUUCGUUAGAAGAACAAGAGUCAGCUGUUUUUCAAUCCAAGCCUCAGUUUCCCUCGGGUGUAAAAUGGAGCUGCAGAAGUGAAAGAAAUGAACAACAAAAAAACCCCAUAUAUACAUAUUUUUUUCCUGGGGUCUUUAUCGAUACCAACAAUACAGGCUUGACUUGGCUUGCGUUUUUGAGGAGCCCAAGACAGCUUCACCUCCGUGAAACCACUGCCCCUAUCCACGAAUUUAAGGCUCCGGUCCCUUUAACACGCGCGGGAGGAUGCCCUGGUUUGGCAGGAGGCGGGAUCCUGGCGCCCGGGGAGGCCACGCCCCGGCUUCUCAUUGGCUGCUUUUGAACGUGAGAAGCCCGCCCCUCGGGGGGAACCGUGGCGUCUGUAUAAAAGCUCGGUGGUGGGGUCAAGUCUUGCAUUUUACAACCUUUCCUAACACCUGGUGAGUCGGUUUUGCACACCUCACUCCGCUCACUUCGUCCCUUCGCCAGAGCCAUGAAGGUCGCCAGUGCCAGUGCCACGGCUGCCGCGGGCCCCAGCUGCACGCUGAAGGCGAGCAAGACGGCGGGCGGCGCGGGCGAGGUGGUGCGCUGCCUGUCCGAGCAGAGCGUGGCCAUCUCGCGCUGCGCCGGCGGCGCUGGGGGGCGGCUGCCCGCCCUGCUCGACGAGCAGCAGGUGAACGUGCUGCUCUACGACAUGAACGGCUGCUACUCGCGUCUCAAGGAGCUGGUGCCCACCCUGCCCCAGAAUCGCAAGGUGAGCAAGGUGGAGAUCCUCCAGCACGUCAUCGAUUACAUCUGGGACCUGCAGUUGGAGCUGGACUCGCAGUCCGCAGUCGGCGCCCCCGGAAGCCGCGGGCUGCCAGCCCGGGCCCCGCUCAGCACCCUCAACGGCGAGAUCAGCGCCCUGGCGGCCGAGGCGGCCUGUGUUUCAGCGGACGAUCGGAUCUUGUGUCGCUGAAGAUCGGACUCGGGAGGGACGAAGCCCAGCCCUGGCAAAGGGCGAGGGGGAAGGUGCUCUCCGGGCCUCCCACGAGCGCCUCGCCGGAGCUGGAGAGGACGCGACUGAGACGGCGGUCGGCGGCCCCUGUGGGUCCGGGCCCGGGGCUGGGCGACUGGAGAGCGGAAAGCCAACCUUGCUGCCUGCCUGCCUGCCUGCCGCCAGAGACUCGGAACUUGUUGGGGGCAAAAGGGAGUGUCCUGCCCCCAUGUUUCUAUUUUUUGAAAAGCAGAUGUUUUAAAAAAAAUGGUCACGUUUGGCGCUUCUCAGAUUUCUGAGGAAAUGUAUUACUUGUAUUGUAUAUUACAAUGGUCACCGACUGAGAAUAUUGUUUUACAAUAGUUCUGUGGGGGUGUGUGUCUUUUUUUGUUAUUAAACAAACUUUAGAUGAUGGUA
Messenger RNA from Echinops telfairi (small Madagascar hedgehog), 1708 nucleotides. It is a transcript of the gene ID1, whose product is annotated as inhibitor of DNA binding 1, HLH protein. Gene Ontology annotation, molecular function: protein dimerization activity; transcription regulator activity. NCBI's taxonomy places the organism in Eukaryota, Metazoa, Chordata, Mammalia, Afrosoricida, Tenrecidae. The coding region runs from base 809 to 1273 and encodes 154 amino acids. The record is from RefSeq and is a predicted model, not a curated record. Gene Ontology annotation, biological process: negative regulation of transcription by RNA polymerase II; cell differentiation; circadian regulation of gene expression. The transcript is spliced from 2 exons. Gene Ontology annotation, cellular component: cytoplasm; nucleus.